Messenger RNA from Amphimedon queenslandica, 918 nucleotides. Its product is annotated as rhodopsin, GQ-coupled-like. The transcript has 2 exons. Gene Ontology annotation, biological process: G protein-coupled receptor signaling pathway. The coding region runs from base 1 to 918 and encodes 305 amino acids. Lineage: Eukaryota; Metazoa; Porifera; Demospongiae; Haplosclerida; Niphatidae. Gene Ontology annotation, cellular component: membrane. Gene Ontology annotation, molecular function: G protein-coupled receptor activity. The record is from RefSeq and is a predicted model, not a curated record.
AUGUCAUUCAACUCUACAGACUUUGUUCUAACUGGAGAUAUCAACAGUCCUACUUAUGCAGCAGUUCUUGGUAUUGAAGCAAUCAUUGGUAUGAUAGCUAAUGUAGCAGUGUUAUUAAUGACACUAUAUCAAAAGAAAUCUUGGAAUCAACCAUCAACAAUAUUCUUCACUUCUCUCCUACUGUCUAACCUCAUUAUUGCUCUAUGGUAUUUGAUGUCUUCUAUUGCAGUAGGAGCUGAAGAAUGGAUUUUUGGAAGCACUUUUGAGCAAAGGAAUGCAACAUGCUUAUUCAAUGCUUAUCUGUUGUGGAGUGGUAGAAUGAUUGCGACAAUGACAUUAGCUACUGUAUCUUUUGAUCGGUUUCUGUUUGUUGCCAAGCCUUAUUCUUACAAGCGGUUCAUGAGACCACGAGUAGCUCUGAUCCUGGUUAUUGGUGUGUGGGUGAUGAGUUCAUUGAUAAAUACUAUACCAUUCUCUGGUUUUGGUGUGUAUGGAUAUUUUUCUCUUAAUGGUAUUUGCACAUUGCUAUAUGCAUAUUCAGGUCUCUAUCUUAUAAUUCUUUUUGUUGUAUAUGCCAUUAUUUUUGUAAUAAUAGCAGUCACAUCCUUUUGGACAUUUUGUUUUACUCGUAGGUUCAUGCAGGACCAGGCUGAAAUAGCUGGCGGUAGUGUAUAUCAAUCUAGAAAGAAGAGGUUGUUUGGUAUAUUUGGAUAUAUGCUUCUAUCCUACGUCAUUGCUUUAUUGCCAUCAUACAUUAUUGGCACUCUUAAUAUGUUCUAUCACUUACCAGCAUAUGUUCACCUUGGUGUUGUUGUUGCUUAUGGGCCAGAGAUAGUUGUUAUCGUCAAAAACUGGUGGAAUAAAAUCAAAAGCACCCCAAGGAAUCAGGACAGAAAUCUUAAUAAUAUUGCUAACUAG